UUUGCCAACCGCCAAUCAAAUCAGAAGAAGAAGAAGAAGAACAUACUAAAAUAAGCAGCAGAAGCUCCACGAAGGGACGUUGAACAUUUUCUCCCAAGAUUUUCGAAUUAGAUUGCCAAAACGUCGUACGCAAUGAGAGGAGACCGCGGAAGGGGCCGGGGAGGCCGCUUCGGUUCCCGGGGAGGACUGGUCCAGGGGUACCGUCCAUUUGUCCCACACAUCCCAUUUGAUUUUUAUGUGUGUGAGAUGGCCUUUCCCAGAGUGAAACCUGCUCCUGAUGAGACGGCUUUCAACGAGUGUUUGCUGAAGAGAAACCAGGACCUGAGCCCCACACCUGCUGAGCAGUCCUCCAUCUUGUCCCUGGUCACUAAGAUCAAUAAUGUUAUCGACAACCUGAUUGUUGCACCCGGCAACUUUGAAGUGCAAAUUGAAGAGGUACGACAGGUGGGCUCUUACAAGAAGGGCACCAUGACAACAGGACACAACGUUGCUGACCUGGUGGUAAUCCUCAAGAUUCUCCCGACACUGGAGGCAGUUGCUGCUCUGGGAAACAAAGUAGUGGAGACCCUUCGCACACAGGACCCUGCUGAAGUGCUGUCAAUGCUGACCAAUGAGACAGGCUUCGAGAUCAGUUCAGCUGAUGCCACCGUCAAGAUCCUCAUCACAACCGUUCCUCCCAACCUGCGCAAGCUGGACCCUGAGCUGCACUUGGACAUUAAGGUGCUGCAGAGUGCGCUCGCUGCCAUCCGCCAUGCCCGCUGGUUUGAGGAGAACGCCUCUCAGUCAACGGUCAAAGUGCUGAUCCGCCUGCUGAAGGACCUGAGGCUUCGCUUCCCUGGUUUUGAACCCCUUACUCCCUGGAUCCUGGACUUGCUGGGCCACUCUGCAGUGAUGAACAACCCAUCCAGGCAGCCCCUGUCCCUGAAUGUGGCCUACAGGCGCUGCCUGCAGAUGCUGGCUGCUGGUCUCUUUCUACCUGGCUCUGUGGGCAUCACUGACCCCUGUGAGAGUGGAAACUUCAGAGUGCACACUGUCAUGACUCUAGAACAGCAGGACAUGGUGUGUUUCACAGCUCAGACUCUGGUGAGGGUGCUUUCUCAUGGAGGAUACAGGAAGAUCCUUGGCCUGGAGGGAGAUGCCAGCUACCUGGCAACGGAGAUGUCUACAUGGGACGGUGUGAUCGUCACCCCAUCAGAGAAGGCCUAUGAGAAACCUCCAGAGAGGAAGGAGGAGGAAGAUGAAGCGUUGGAGGAGGGAGGAGAUGGAGAGGAUGAGAGCAUGGAGACCCAGGAGUGAUGAGCUCAGUGAGUAUUGGUUGUUGAUGAGGAACUCCUCCCUGGGCAGAGACAGCAGCAGGAAGUGUUAGACUUGAAGGCCACUGGUCCCAUGAUGUGAACAGAGAGAACGCCUCAUUUUUUUUAUUGUACUGGUUUUACUUUGCCUGUGUUGUUUGUACCUCCUUUUUGUAUUAGUUAAUAAAGAUUUUUUUUUUAUUUAA
Hippoglossus stenolepis (Pacific halibut) is the source of this 1498-nucleotide messenger RNA. It is a transcript of the gene ilf2, whose product is annotated as interleukin enhancer binding factor 2. Bases 133 to 1296 code for a protein of 387 amino acids. The record is from RefSeq and is a predicted model, not a curated record. NCBI's taxonomy places the organism in Eukaryota, Metazoa, Chordata, Actinopteri, Pleuronectiformes, Pleuronectidae. The transcript has 15 exons.